Messenger RNA from Penicillium odoratum, 1206 nucleotides. RefSeq lists its product as uncharacterized. The record is from RefSeq and is a predicted model, not a curated record. Gene Ontology annotation, biological process: secondary metabolic process. Lineage: Eukaryota; Fungi; Ascomycota; Eurotiomycetes; Eurotiales; Aspergillaceae. The coding region runs from base 1 to 1206 and encodes 401 amino acids. The transcript has 3 exons.
AUGUGGAUCAAACCAGGCAUGUGGUGGACACCUGACAGUCGGCCCGGGUUUUCCGCUAAUAUUGACAGCAAUACAUUCUAUAAGAUGGACGAUCUGCAAGUUAACAAUCAGUCCAUUGGCAACAUCAUUAAAGACUACUACAUACCCAAUAAUUGCGCCGUAUUGACUACCACCAGUUACAUGAAGAAAUAUAGUCAAUACUGGUCACUGGAAAAGGAAAUGGUAUCGCUCCAGAUUGUGCGGACUCACACAAAGUCUUUAGAGUAUCUAGGCGCUAGGCUUGUUGCUAUAUUUGUCGGUGGUACAAGUGGAAUUGGUCUUUACACUGCGAAGGAGUUCGUUCGCCACACCACCUCUCCAAUCAUUUACCUUGUUGGUCGCAACAACACCUGUGCGGCCCAAAUUAUUAAAGAUUUGAAGUCGCUGAAUGAGGAGGCCCAGAUCCAUUUUAUCAAAGCUGAUGUAUCACUCUUGAGAGAGGUUGAUUUGGCAUGUGAUUUCAUUCAGCACCAGGUCACACAUGUCAACGUCUUGUUCCUGAGCUGUGGCAUCUUCACUCUAAAUCGAAGAGAAGAAACUGUCGAAGGCCUCGACAGAAAACUAACUCUUCACUAUUACGCUCGUAUGCGCUUCAUUUACAACCUAAUUCCUCAAUUAGCCAAUGCUAGUCAUAUUGGAAAUAGCAGCAAUACCCUUGCCCGUGUUGUAUCCGUCCUAGGUGCAGGCCACGAAACAAAGCUUCACCUGGAUGAUCUCGACCUCUGGGAACAUUAUAGUGUCCAGACUUGCGACACCCAUACCACAACUAUGACCUCAUUGAUGUUGAAAGAGUUUGCGUCACGAUAUCCCUCAAUAGCCUUUGUUCAUACAUAUCCCGGGAUUGUGAAGUCGGGAAUUGCUCGGGAAGCUGGUCCUGUUGUGAGCCACAUUAUCAAGGCAGCAAUGUGUCUCGGUCGGCUAUGGAUGGUCCCGGAGAAAGAGAGCGGGGAAAGGCACCUCUUUGCAGCGACAAGCAGAAAAUUUCCCCCAAAAGCAGAGGCUCCAGUCAGAGAAAUCUCAAAGGGUGCCUAUUUGCUGAACUGGGACGGCUCUGAGGUGGGCAAUGAAGGACUCCUUGAGGACUAUCUUGUAAAUGGUGUCGGUGACACAGUGUGGAAGCACACCGAGAAGAUAUUUAGGGGAGCUUUAAAUCACUAUGAUACCUAG